Molecule: messenger RNA, 585 nt
Organism: Melampsora larici-populina 98AG31
Lineage: Eukaryota; Fungi; Basidiomycota; Pucciniomycetes; Pucciniales; Melampsoraceae
Exons: 4
Coding region: 1-585 (194 amino acids)
Source: RefSeq, a predicted model, not a curated record
AUGGCCCUAAAGGAAUCACUCGAAGCCGUUUUCAUUGAUCCUAUCCCAGGUCGAAUUCCUAGAGGUGUUAUUAACUUGAAUUUUAAUAACCUUCGAGUAGUACGUUGCAUAACGUGUAUUUCCUCGCCAUCAGGAUACGCCUGGUUACAGAAACCGAUUUUCAAAAACAUGGAGGUGCUUAUCAUCAGCUAUUGGCAUGCGAAUACUUAUUGGAAACGGCUUUUAGAAUUACUUCAACGAGACCCGAUCACAUUACCAUCAAAAUUCAAGCGGAUCGUGCUCGUAAAUUCUAAAGGUCAAGAAUUGGCAGACACUGAAAUGGACUUGGCGAAUGGAGAUGGGGAUUAUGGUGACAAGGAUGUGAGAUAUGGGUACGGACGAGCAGCUCGGAUUAAAAAGUUAACAUUUCUGUGGAGUAACAACGAGCCAAGCAUAGGAAGCAUUUGUGAUACCGUAGCUUUUGACUUGCUCUGCCCUGAAAACAGACUUCGAGAUAAUUCCUGUUUAGUUUACCGCCUCAUGCCCGUCACAACCUUAGAGGUACCACCCACGUAUAAAAUGUUGUUUGUGAGAGGAUGGCGAUAA